GAGACAGUGUGUCUGUUGGUCAGAUAUGUUGGUGAGUCUCACCCACUCAGUUGGAUAUUCUUUUGGAUAUGGGUUAAAAUAUCAGUGAGUAUAGGAGCGACGUCGUUCCAUACGUGGAAGCAGUACACAACUGUGAAUUUCAUGUGAACUUUGAAUUUUGCAGUCAUAUUUGAAAAAUUUGACAAUGAUAUUGUAAGUAUGAUAAUCUACUACAAUGUAAAUUUGUUUAAAUAAUGAAACUGCUAUUGAUGAGAUCCACUUGUUGGUUAAGGCUACACAUACAAAAGACAUUUUAUGGCACUUACAAACCAACCACACAACCUAAAAUGGGAAAGCUCAUAACAUCUACUGUUAAUACACCUGAAUUUUACAGCUUGUUUAACCCAAAUUUGAUAUCCCUCAUUAAUUUGUUUAAAAAAUAUAAUUAUGAACUGCGUAUUGCUGGUGGUGCUGUAAGGGAUUUACUGACAGGUAAGAAGCCAGAAGACAUCGAUUUUGCUACAACUGCAACUCCUGAACAGAUGAAAGAUUUUUUUACUAAAGAAAACAUCCGAAUGAUUAAUUUGAAAGGAGAAUCACAUGGAACAGUCACGGCAAGGAUCAAUGAUUGUGAAAACUAUGAAAUCACAACUUUACGGAUUGAUGUGAAAACAGAUGGUCGUCAUGCUAAAGUAGAGUUUACACAAGACUGGCAUCAAGAUGCCAGUAGAAGGGAUUUGACUAUAAAUGCCAUGUUUUUAGAUUUUAAUGGAAUUCUCUAUGAUUAUUUUAAUGGUCGGAAAGAUCUUGAAGAGAGGAGGGUUUGUUUUGUUGGAGAACCUGCAACCAGAAUUCAAGAAGAUUAUAUCAGAAUCCUUCGGUACUUCAGAUUUUGGGGAAGGAUUUCAUCACAAAACGGGUUGCAUAACCCAGAGGAUCUUAAAGCCAUUGAAGAGAAUGCAGUUGGUUUAAGUGAUAUUGCAGGAGAACGAAUUUGGGUUGAAAUGAAAAAAAUUAUCACUGGUCCCAAUUUUACCAGUGUUAUUGCUACAAUGGCCAAAUUAGGGGUUUUGAAAUAUAUUGGAUAUGCAGAAAAUGUGAAUAUUGAAGAAGUGGAUCAAGUCUGGAAACGAACAAAGGGUUUCUCUAUGUUGCCUAUGACUUUGAUGUCAACAUUAAUGUAUGAUAGCCAAGAUGUCAUGAAGCUAAAUCAGAAAGUGAAAAUGUCAAAUGAAGAAAUGAAUUUACUCAAUUUUAUAGUAGAAGAACGGUACAAAAUAUCAAAAGAAAAUAUUAUUAAGUAUUAUAAAGAUAUGGUCUUGAGUGGACGUGAUAGCAAAUUGAAAGGCCGUAUUUUAGAACUUUUUAAAUACUUGGGUGAAGAGGACUUGCUUACAGAAUUUAAUGAAUGGAUUCCUCCAAGAUUCCCUGUGUCUGGAUACGAUUUAAUGAAACAAAAUAUUCCUAAAGGCCCUAUAUUUAAUCAAACUUUAAAUUUUCUCAAAGAUGUUUGGAAAGAAAGUGAUUAUAUCCUAACAAAAGAAGAAUUGUUGAGGUUGGGUGAGAAAUAUGUAUCAGGCUCUGAAAGUAAAACUAAAUUAUUGUAGAUAUUUUCUUCUUGAUAAAUAAAUAAAAUUGUUAUACUGUU
Molecule: messenger RNA, 1627 nt
Organism: Octopus sinensis (East Asian common octopus)
Lineage: Eukaryota; Metazoa; Mollusca; Cephalopoda; Octopoda; Octopodidae
Product: CCA tRNA nucleotidyltransferase 1, mitochondrial
Exons: 2
Coding region: 234-1586 (450 amino acids)
Biological process (GO): RNA processing
Molecular function (GO): RNA binding; nucleotidyltransferase activity
Source: RefSeq, a predicted model, not a curated record